GGAAAAAGCAGCAGUGUUCAACAGAAGCCGUCUGAAAAGUGCACUUCGGGAUAUCGGCUCACAUUUGAGAACAGCGAUAGAGAGAAAAGCCACUUUCUUCGGUAUGGAUGAUUUAGACGAGACUACACUGUCGGUGCUACGGGCUGCAAAUAUUGAUGAGGAGGUUCUGAAAACCCUAAGUCGGGAAGAUUUGAAAGACCUCUUUCCUGGACCAGAGAAUUUUCUGAAGAGGAAGAAAUUAUGGGACAUGAUUGGUCCAAAGGAUGGUGAUCCUGAUCAAAACCGAGGAAGUGGGAAUGUGUCAGCUACCUGUGCAGUGUUGACAAGCCAGCCUCAGACCUCUACCCCUGUUCAUGAAAUCACAGCCAAAACGGUGAAACUGCCAGACCCACCAGAGUAUGUAGUGUACACUGACUCAGAGUUGGACAUGGUGCGCAGCCAGUAUUUUGAUUUGCUCCGCAAUGGAAAGGAAAAAGUUUGCAAGAUGUCAAAGGAGCUAAGUUGUAGGCUCAUCAGAAACACAAUCACCAGCAUGGUUGCCAUCCUGCGUGCUAGUCCUCUGGGAAAAGAGGAAAGAUACCCCUCAAAACUUGAGCUGAGAGCAAUGUCACAGAAGAUCGUUGACUAUUACCCUAUGCUACGUGACACUUCAGAUCUGCCAUAUCUGACGAUUUACUCUAAAAUGUAUAAACGACUGCAAAAUAUGAAGUCUCCAAGAAAGAGGCAGGGCCCAAAGCCACAAAGAGGGUCUGCAAAGAGAUCACUCUUUGAAACAAGUACAGAAGAAGAAGGUACUGCAAGUUCUUCAGCUUCAACUGCUUCAACUGUCAUUCUUCCAGAGAGCGAUGUCAGCAAUGAUGACUUAAGUCCAGAACAUCAGGACAGUCUGAAAAUGCAGGCAAGGCACUACAAAACACUCUUCAAUAUGUACAGCAAACCCAACUCAAAACCCAACCCAAGUGAUGUUGCUCAAAUUUUGGACCUUGAGUUUGAUGGAAGGCGGGCCUUCAUUGACUCAAGUGUGUUGAAGGAGGAAGACAGGAUUGCGAAGAUAUUUGAAGCAUAUCCAUGUUUCAAAGACCCUCAAAAUGCAAUGGAUGAGCUGCGUCGCAUCUUGGGUGGCACCAACCCCAAAUACAUUGAUGAAACAAAGAAAAGAUGGGAAAACUUCUGUGCCAAUGUCCAGUUCUAUGGUGUGUGGAAGAAAGUCCUGAAACCCCCUAUACCCUUGAAUAUGCAUGAUGCGGAUUUCACCAUUGCCAUUUUGACUGGUCUCCCAUCACUAUUUCCCUCACCAACUUCGCCACCAAAACGGCUCGGGAAUCCCAGUGAAGCACUAUUGCAUGUCCUUCAGGCAAGGGAGGAUCCAUCGCUUUACUUGGAGAAGCGUCCUCUCACCAGUCCAGUGUUACUGUUUGAUGGAAAGGUCUGCAUCCUUGCCAUGGGAAACGUACCUGUAAGCACCAUACCAAAGGAGGAGUUCUUUGAUGGGAUGUUGAUGUUAAUGGCAUACUACUACACGAUGCACCUGAUGUACCCAAAAUGUGUUGCAACCCUCCUCUCGGUCAUUCAAACUGAGGUACUGUGUGAUGCGAUCCAUGAUCGAGAUGCUACAGGUGCAUAUAAGAGGGCAAUGGUGGAGUGGAAAUCAUUUAUUGAGAAGUAGUUGCACAUGGCCUGUUUUUUUUUUUGUUUACUAGUGGGGAAACUCAUGUUCAAAUGCAGUUGUUCACUGUCUAUUUAAACCCCCCUCCUCUCCCAUGUCUCUCUCUGUCAAUCUUUUUCUUUCCCUCUUCUCUCUUUCUCACACAUUCUUUCUCUCUACUCUCUCACACUCACUCCUCCCUCACCUACCCACAAACAAGUGGUUUAAUAAUCAAGCAUUCACAAAGUGGAAAUCCUUUACUAAGAUGUAGUUGCAUAACUUGGUCUAUCUUGCUGUUUGCUCAGUAUACUGAGAUGUAUCUUCAUUCCAUGUUCUUGGGAAGUUGACUGUACUAGUGGUAAGGUGAUGUUGUGCAGUUGUUCACUGUCAAUUGCUGCAAAGUACUGUGUACUUCAAUUGUUUAGUGUGUAUUAAACAAGUGUUUGAUAGUUUUACAGUACUGUCAAUAAAUGUUGACAGAAUUUU
Messenger RNA from Trichomycterus rosablanca, 2131 nucleotides. RefSeq lists its product as uncharacterized. NCBI's taxonomy places the organism in Eukaryota, Metazoa, Chordata, Actinopteri, Siluriformes, Trichomycteridae. The record is from RefSeq and is a predicted model, not a curated record. The coding region runs from base 104 to 1666 and encodes 520 amino acids. The transcript is spliced from 9 exons.